AAACAGCACGGGUCCUAUCUCAUCACAGCACCAGCCACCUGGCAGCCUGUCCCCAGUUCCUCCAGCUCCCAGAGCCCGGUGGAGCCUGCAGACCCAGGCACACCACCCAGCCCCACCUUCUUUCACCACACUCAUGCAGAAAGGGCUCUCACUGGUGACCUGGCUGGGUGUGGGGCUGCUGGGUCUCCAGAUGCUUCACCAUGGAGGGGUCCAUUCGACUGCUAGCCUACUUGGCGUGUGUCAUCCCAAUGGGAUCACUUGUAAGAACUAAAAGAGAUACUACUGAGAAUUUGCUCAACACAGAGGUGCACAGUGCGCCGGCGCAGCGCUGGUCCAUGCAGGUGCCGGCCGAGGUGAGCGCGGCGGCGGGCGAGGCGGCGGUGCUGCCCUGCACCUUCACGCACCCGCACCGCCACUACGAGGGGCCGCUGACCGCCAUCUGGCGCGCGGGGGCGCCCUACGCGGGCCCGCAGGUGUUCCGGUGCUCGGCGGCGCGCGGCAGCGAGCUCUGCCAGACUGCGCUGAGCCUGCACGGCCGCUUCCGCCUGCUGGGUAACCCGCGCCGCAACGACCUGUCGCUGCGCGUCGAGCGCCUCGCCCUGGCCGACGACGGCCGCUACUUCUGCCGCGUUGAGUUCGCCGGCGACAUCCACGACCGCUACGAGAGCCGCCACGGCGUCCGGCUGCGCGUGACCGCCGCGCCGCGGAUCGUUAAUAUCUCCGUAGUGCCCGGCCCGGCACACGCCUUCCGCGCCCUCUGCACAGCCGAAGGGGAGCCGCCGCCCGACCUCACCUGGUCCGGCCCGGCCCUGGGCAAUAGUUCGGCCGCCUUGCGGGGCCAAGGUCACGGCCACCAGGUGACCGCCGAGCUGCCCGCGCUGACCCGCGACGGCCGCUACACCUGCACAGCCACCAACACGCUGGGCCGCGCCGAGGCCAGCGUCUACUUGUUCCGCUUCCACGGCGCCAGCGGGGCCUCGGCGAUCGCGCUGCUGCUUGGCGCGCUGGGCCUCAAAGUGCUCCUGCUGCUCGGCGCUCUGGCCGCGGGCGCUGCCCGCCGCCGCCUAGAGCUCCCGGCCACCCAGGACACCCAUCCGCGACCCCAGGCUCAGGAAUCCAGUUAUGAAAAUUUGGGCCAGAUGAACCCCGGAGCCCACAGUCUGCCACAUGUUCCCCAAGAGGAGCUCCUCAGCCACCAGCACCUACUUGCGCACUGUGAAAAGUGGAAGCCAGGGCAAGGCUUGGCUGGUACAGCCCUUCCUAGUUCCCAGGAACCUUGGCAGCCCCCAGCUGAGGGAUCAGUGGUCAGGAACCAGCUCACAGAGGUUCAUCUGGCCGACUUACUUGAACUUCUGUCUUAUGACCUCCAUGCUAUUCAUGCCAGUGGGGCCAGCAUUCUGAAAGUUUGUGUGUGUGUGUGUGUGUGUGUGUGUGUGUGCGCGCGCACCUGCACAUGCCUUUGUUGGUCAGCUCUCCUGUUACUGGGACAAAACACCCACAUCCACAAGUUAAAGGAGGAGAGGUUUAACUGGCUCACAAUUUCAGAAGUUUCAGUCCAGAGUCAGCUUUGGCUGGCUUCAAGGGAGAAAUGUCAUGGCAGAAAUGUGUGGUGGAGCCAAGCUGCUCACUUCGAGUGGGGAAGAGCACCAGCGAGAGAUACCCUCCAAAGGCACCCCCAGAAACCUGCCUUCAACUGGGCCUCACCUCCUAACAGCACAUCCAGCUGUGAACAUCCGUGGGUUAGUCAGCUGAUGAAUACAGUAACCCCAUGCUCCAGGCACCUUUCCUGGAGUCCCAUAACCCAGCCAAGAUGGCAACCUCAGCAGUCACAGUGUACCUCAGCAUGGAACUUCUGGACAGCUUCCCUCAUUCUUUUUUUUCCUAGGACACCGUAGUAAAGUAGAUCGGAAACUGGUCAUAGACUCUGGGGGCCCCAGGCUCCAUCCUGCUCUACCAAGUUGCUAUGUGGACUGGGAUAAUGUCUUCACCUCUCUGGAUCUCAGUUCAUCCACCAUUGAUCAUGGGCAGGAAUAGUCUUCCCCUCUGCCUAGUAGGUCUAUCAAGAUCUGAGGAAAUAAUAGAUGUGACAGGGUUUUUGCAAUGUUCAAGGCUGUCUCAGAUUUGGGCCUUUGGACAUGCAGAGUUUUUAGAUAAGUUGGCAGUCACACCAGGCUUGUAAUGAACAAAGCAUUCCAGAGAAGUCGCAGACUGAGUUGUGCAAACUGAGGUCCAAGGAACAUCAAGUCCUGGAAAUUUGGUAGCAGGGAGAGGCCUGGAGUUCCUGCUUCUUGCAUUAUUCACCGAGAUUGUCCCACACCCUCUGCUCACCUCUUACUGUCCCAGAUGUUCUAUACUGUCUUCAGCUGGGACCUCCAGGAGAAGGAACCAAAGAGCCAUUAUCUCAAAGCAUCUGGAAGCUUCUGUCUCAAGGACUGAAAGCUGGGAGACCUGACAGGUGCUGUGGGACACUAUAAUCUAUGGUCCACAUCCUCCCUGGAUGUGGGUCCAAAAUGCACUGGCACUCUCACCCUAUUUGCCCAAGCGCAAUGAGGCUAGCCUUGUGGGGUGCUGCACUCCCUUUUACAUAUCAGCGUGAACUUACUGGUCCUACUAGCGAGAGGAGAGGCAUGCUUGGGAGCCAGGCAAGAAGACAAGAGGAAGGGCCCACAAGAUAGCAGACUAAAGAGGCCAUGAUGCUUUUCUGGGAAGAUGCUGUGAAGGUUGAGAGGUUCACCCAGCUCCCCUCCUCACCACAGCCUUUGCCAGGGCAAGAGGGUGAAGGCAGCUCAUUAUU
This is a messenger RNA of Chinchilla lanigera (long-tailed chinchilla), 2794 nucleotides long. RefSeq names its product sialic acid binding Ig-like lectin 15 (gene Siglec15). Gene Ontology annotation, cellular component: plasma membrane. Gene Ontology annotation, biological process: regulation of actin cytoskeleton organization; regulation of osteoclast development; regulation of bone resorption. NCBI's taxonomy places the organism in Eukaryota, Metazoa, Chordata, Mammalia, Rodentia, Chinchillidae. The record is from RefSeq and is a predicted model, not a curated record.